Molecule: messenger RNA, 1987 nt
Organism: Oreochromis niloticus (Nile tilapia)
Lineage: Eukaryota; Metazoa; Chordata; Actinopteri; Cichliformes; Cichlidae
Product: golgin subfamily A member 6-like protein 1
Exons: 1
Coding region: 131-1453 (440 amino acids)
Source: RefSeq, a predicted model, not a curated record
UUAGUGUGUUUUCGCCGGUUAGACGUUCACAUCGCCACAUUUCUGAAAACAAGUUUUGAAUUUUUGCAAAGAUUUUUCACUCGUCUUCAAAAAACAAGAACAUCAGUCUACUGCGUUGGUUUGUUUUGCCAUGUCUCAAAACCACUACCAACCGAGAUUCAGAGGACCUCCUCCUCACUGCGCUGGACAGUACGGUCCCCCCGGUGAAUACAAUGGUCUCAGAAAAGCUUUUGAGAACUGCAGGAGGGAAAACCUUCACCUACGAGAGAGCGAGUACCAACUGCGAAGUCGCCUAAACGGUCUUCUGGCAGAGAGGAGGAAUUUAUGCCAUAAGGAUGGGCUUGUAGCUCUUAGAGAAGAAAUGGAGUCCAAAUACAAGCAACUGGAGAAAAGAAAUGAAAAGCUGGAACAAGAAAACAAAAUACUAGAAGGGAAGCAGCUAGACGCGGAUGAAUUGAAGGAAAAGCUGUCAGACGCAUACUUAAGAAUUGAAGCAGAAAAUGAGUACCAGCAAUUUCUAAGGGAGAAACAUUCGGAGGAAGUCCAAAAUUUGAAGGAGAAAUGUCAAGACCUGGAACAGAAGCAGGCACUGUUGGAGGACAAAAAUAAAGAAUUGGAGGAAGAGAAGAUCAAACUGGAGGACAAAAAUAAAGAAUUGGAAGAAGAGAAGAUCAAACUGGAGGACAAAAAUAAAGAAUUGGAGGAAGAGAAGACAAAACUGGAAGACAAAAAUAAAGAAUUGGAGGAAGAGAAGACAAAACUGGAAGACAAAAAUAAAGAAAUGGAGGAAGAGAAGACAAAACUGGAAGACAAAAAUAAAGAAAUGGAACAAAAGAAGAAAAAACUGGAGGACAGAAAUAAAGAAUUGGAGGAAGAGAAGGAAAAGGUAGAAGACAAAUAUACAGCACUUGAGCAGAAGCAUAAAGAAGUCCAGGACAGGAGCACAGAAAUGCUUCAGGAGAAGAUCCAACACCUUCAAAAAUAUGAAGAACUUGAGAGGAUUCACAAAGAACUGCAAAGCAGAAACAGUGAAAACCAGGAGGAUCAGAAAAAGCAGAAACAAGAAGAGCUUGAACAAAAGGGCAAAGAAGAGGAUGAAAAGUUUAACAAACUGCAGGAAGAUUUUGAGAAGAUUCAAGCAGACAAUGAAAACCUCAAAGAAAAUAACACACUGGAGAUGAAAAACGAUGAGUUGCAGGCGCAAGAACAGCAAAAGAAAAAAGGAUCCAGCUUUUUCAAGAGGAAGUCAAGCAAGAAAGAGGAAAAACCAAAACAAGACCAGGAAAGUGUAGAGAAAGAAGAAAAGGUGGAAAAGAUAAACAGCAAAGUAGAAGAGAAAGAGAAAGGAAAGAAGAAGAAGAAGAAGACAGGCUGUUGGAGCUGGUUUUUCAGGAGUAAGAAAGGUUCUGGUGAGAUGAGAGUGGAAGAGGCUCCUGAGUCUGGACAACUGUAGGAGGUUCUACAUUUCAUUACUAUUCACAUCCCCACCCGGAUCCUCCCUGCACCUCCCUCUACCCUCCGUCUACCCCCUUCUUCCCUCCUUCUCCCCCUUCACAUCUCCACCCCACCCGUAUCCUCCCUGCACCUCCCUCUACCCUUCGUCUACCCCCUUCUUCCCUCCUUUCCCCCUACCCCUGCAACCUCCAUUUCCCAUCUCCAUCGACAGGUCUUUCUACGUGAAGAUCUGUUUUCUCUGUAUCUUAAUAAAAAAUAAAGUUGAACAUAACCAGAACUAAAUAAGCAUUUCUUUUUACGAGAAAGCACAAUUAUGCAACCCGUUUCCCUAUAAACUAAAAACCAGUGGAUAAACAGACUAAUGAAUAGGUAAUAAAACUUGUUAAAUAUGACCAACUGCGACUCCACUUGAAACCUGUUAAAGCAACACAAGUAUUCAGCUUUCAGGGGGUAGAAAUGCUGCCACCUUUUGGGGAAUUAUAAGGAUGGUGUACAUUGUACACCCUUCAGCUGUGCAUAAAAUCACUGAAAA